Molecule: messenger RNA, 5554 nt
Organism: Megalobrama amblycephala (Wuchang bream)
Lineage: Eukaryota; Metazoa; Chordata; Actinopteri; Cypriniformes; Xenocyprididae
Gene: snx13
Product: sorting nexin 13
Exons: 26
Coding region: 154-3054 (966 amino acids)
Cellular component (GO): early endosome
Molecular function (GO): phosphatidylinositol binding
Source: RefSeq, a predicted model, not a curated record
UGCGUUGAGACUCCUUGUCGAGCUCGCGCUCAUGGCGGCUGCAGGGAGGGCGCGCGCAGUCCUGAAGCGCCUCAGUUUAUGAACGUGAGAAGAAAGAAAAACGCUAAAAAUGUGGCGGGGAUAAACAAAACAACCGUUUUUACAUUUUAAAUAAUGUUUGCAGAGGCCAGUCUGUCCAUCUGGGGAUGGGGGGGUCUGGGAGUCGUCCUCUUCCUCAUCUCAUUUGGACCCUUUGCCAUCUUUUAUCUGGCCUUCUACAUCCUCUGUUUCAUUGGAGGGGGUUUUGUAGUGCUGCUUUUAUUUGGAAAGACAAACUCAGAGAAGCACCUGGAAAGGUGCGAACACUCCUACCUGCCAUCUACACAGCCGGCCAUACUGAAGGUUUCGGAAGAGAUGAAAUCAGAGUCCAAACCCAUCAAGAUCGACCGUCGUCUGACAGGAUCCAAUAUCAUAGAUGAGCCACUGCAGCAGGUCAUCCAGUUUGCUUUGAGGGACUAUAUCCAGUAUUGGUACUACACACUGAGUGAUGAUGAAACGUUCCUCUUGGAGAUCCGUCAGACAGUCCAGAACGCCCUCGUCCAGUUCUCCACCAGGUCUAAAGAGGUGGACUGGCAGCCGUAUUUCACAACCAGACUGGUGGAUGAUUUUGCAACUCAUCUGCGUGUUUUCAGGAAAGCUCAAGAGAGGCUGAAUGAGAGAGAAGAUCCUAAACAACGUGAUGCUCCUGAGGAGCUGCUGGACUCGUUUUUUGAGGCGGAGGUAGAAAUGGAGAGGAAUAUUUGUAGAGACAUGGUGUGCAUGUCACGCAAGGAUGAAGAAGGUUACCUGCGGGAUCUCUGUGAGGUGCUGCUGUACCUGUUACUACCUUCUGGAGAUUUCCACAACAAGAAUAUGAGAUACUUCCUCAGGGAAGUUUUGGCCAGAGGAGUCCUGCUGCCCUUAAUUAACCAGCUCAGUGACCCUGAUUACAUCAAUCAGUUCGUCAUCUGGAUGAUUCGUGACUCAAGCUGUAACUAUGAGGCCUUCUUGAACAUCUUAAAGCUGACGGACAAACCGCCCGAGCUGGAGGCCGUCAAAGACAAAGUCCUAGAGGAGCUUCAGCAUCUCCGAUCUCUGGACACGGGCGCAGACGAUAUCAACAUAAUAAAGAAUCAAAUGAAUAGUUUGCUUUUUGUGAAGAAAGUCUGUGAAACACGAAUACAAAGGCUACAAUCAGGAAAGGAAGUUGACACUUUGAAACUCGCAGCUAAUUUUGGGAAGUUGUGUGUGAUUCCGUUGGAACAUAUCCUAGUGCAUAACAUCGCACUGCAGUUCUUCAUGGACUACAUGCAGCACAUGGGCGGUCAGGCGGUUCUGUUCUUCUGGCUGACGGUGGAGGGUUAUCGGGUCACGGCGCAGCAGCAGUUGGAGGUCUUACAGAGCAGCCAGAGGGAUGGAAAAAAGCAGAGCACCCAGACAACCAAAGGGCUGCUGAGAGCUGCUGCGGUGGGCGUCUAUGACCAGUAUCUGUCUGAGAAGGCCUCUCCAAGGGUGCAGGUGGAUGAAGCGUCUGUUACCAGACUGGCUCAAAAGCUCAGCAAAGAGGAUCCCACGCCUGAGAUAUUUGAUGAGAUCCAGAGAAAGGUGUAUGAUAUGAUGUUGAAGGAUGAACGGUAUUACCCGUCUUUUAGGCAGCACCCGCUGUAUGUGCGGAUGCUGGCCGAGCUGGACAUGCUGAAGGAACCCAGUUUCAGGGGAUCUGAUGACGGGGACGGAGAGUCAUUCAACGGGUCUCCAACAGGAAGCAUUAAUUUAUCAUUAGAUGAUCUCAGCAGCGGGAGCGUGGAUGAGUCUGCUCAGCUUCAUGCCUUUAUCUCUGAUACAGUUGAUGCUUUUCUAAACCAACUUCCUAUGGCAGGCGUUUGUAACGAUCAUGGGAAGACAUACGCCCUUUACACCAUCACCGUCAUACGCAAGAACUCCGACGGCAGUGAGGACAUUUGGAAGACGUACCGUCGCUACAGCGAUUUUCAUGACUUCCACAUGCGCAUCACGGAGCAGUUUGAGAGCCUUGGUCCGAUUCUCAAGCUUCCUGGCAAAAAGACCUUUAACAACAUGGACAGGGAGUUUUUGGAGAAAAGGAAGAAGGACCUGAACUCAUAUUUACAGCUGCUGUUGAAUCCUGAGAUGGUGAAGGCCUGCCCCACGCUGUUGCCCUACGUCUAUGACUUUCUGGAAAACAAAGCGUACAGCAAAGGCAAAGGGGAAUUUGCACGCAAGAUGGACACGUUUGUGAAUCCUCUCCGGAGCUCCAUGCGGAAUGUGUCCAAUGCUGUGAAGUCACUGCCGGACAGCCUGGCCGAGGGAGUGUCCAAAGUCUCGGCGGACGUGGGCCAGGAUUUUAAGAAACUUGGCCAGGAUAUUAAACAAUCCAUAUUUAAGGUGCCUCCUUUACUCCAAAAGUCUGACAUCGAUCCCGAACACUGCCGUGUCUCGGCCCAGCUGGACGACAACGUGGAUGAUAAUAUUCCACUGAGGGUAAUGUUGCUGUUGAUGGACGAAGUGUUUGACCUGAAGGAGAGAAAUCAGUGGCUGCGGAGAAACAUCAAAAACCUCCUACAGCAGCUCAUCAAAGCGACGUACGGAGACACGAUUAACAGGAAAAUCGUGGAUCACGUCGACUACAUGACCUCGCCUGAGCAAGUGUCUGAUUAUGUGAAGAGAUUCAGAGACUCUUACUGGCCGAACGGGAUUCUCGCCGAGACGCCGCCCCGCAGAGACAAAAGCCUCCGCAUGAGGACGCGGGUCGCCGCCAAAACCACACUCCUGGGCAUCAUGCCGGAUGAGUUGAAGCACAUCAUCGGGGCGGAGACCACGCGCAAGGGCAUCCUGCGUGUCUUCGAUAUGUUCCAGCACCAAUCUCUGAACCGGCGGCUGGUCUACGUCUUUCUGGAGGGCUUCCUGGAGACCUUGUUUCCUCAGUACAAGUUCCCCGAGCUCUUUGUAAAGCUCCACUCGCGCUCGCCACGUGUACUAAAAUAUUCACAAAAAAUGCGCAGCUUGCACAAGAGGUGACAGACGGACGAUUCUCCCACCGACGUAGAGGGGGAGGAGCCAGCGGCCGUCGACCUGCCACAGCGGCGCCUGAACGGAGGCGCGCGUGGUUCUCCAGACGGGAUGUUGCGGCGGUAAACGCUUGAACACACGCCUCCCUCUUAGUGCCUCCUGGCUGUUCUCGUUUAAAGCACUGCAUUGACACGGCCGUAGCAUAGAGGAUUCAUUUUGUCAUCGUCCGACACUUCGGUCACCUCUGAACCACUAUGAAAGACUGGGCACUAAGUGAUCGUUCUCUCCGUUUGUGUUUGUUUGGAUGACACUGUGUAGAUAUAUACGAUUUUUGGGGGUUUAUUUUGGGUUUGUUUUGUAUUCGGCAGCGGUCGCCUCAUCGUCAGUACAGUAUGGGGAACGAAAUCUGACCGAACCAACCUAUGCACCUUAACACUCAUCACAAGCAGAACCAUAUGAUAAGGGUCAGCAGCAAUGUAUUAUGAUGUUCAUUUACAUACAUUUUGUGGCACUGAAACUGAAACAGGCGUAACGUUAUCCAGCCAACCAAUCGGUUGCAUGAAGUGGGCAGGGUUUAAAACAGGCCACGCCCCCCAGCCUUUCACUUACAUUUAAUAAAAAAAUGACUUAAAUCGUUAUUUAAAGCCCUCGAACAUAUCAAAGGGGCACAGAGAUGGUGGAAUUCAUAUUUGCAUGGCCGUCUUUGACGUUCGGGUGGCUACGCAUACGGAGAUAUGCUUUAAACGAAUGUACCUGUCUCUAGUGAGCCGAUGUUUGUGUGUGUCCUGUUUUUAUAACUCAAUCCAGUGGAGGCUCGUGUACGUUUGUUUUUAAAAGUACUUUAUUUUAGAAUAGCAAGUGUAGCACUAAACUGCAACUGUCCGAUGCCGAAGACUGUUUGAGUGUGAGAUAUAGAGUCAGCCUUAAAUCCAAGACCAAGAGACGUGUGCUGUAGACGUAGCUUCCCCUCAAACACACACACACACACACACACACACACACACACACACGCACGGUCGCGCCCUCAUGCACACACAUCAAGGCGAUAUUGACAGUCCAACUCAGAGAAUAUGUUAUUCUUUUUUUUGUGCAAUAUGUUUCUUUAAUGCAUGUUAUAUAAUAAUCAUGUAUGGGAUAGUUUUCAAGUAUAUUCGAGUGAAGAAUUUCAGAAGCGAAUCCGAAACCACACGAAACUCUUCGAAACCACCUGAACAUUCCGUUGUUGUAAGUGGCUUGUUUUAAAGGACUUGUUUUAUAAGUCUGGCUUUUAUGUUUGUGUUGGGGAUGUUUUUGUUUUUAAUGUUUCGUCACUCCUGCCGUUUUCUUGACGAUUUGGAUUUUUUGCCGUGUUUUGCUUUUAGGAACGAGUGAAAGCACAUUGUAGACGAACGGAGGCUCAAAACAGAGGUCAUCUGGCAUUAGAGAACACACUUUCUUACUGUUAAACACUCUCCAGUCACACUUAUGAUAUAUCUACACUUUGCAAAAACAUGCACGGGUCAUAUUUAACCCUUAAGUGAAAGUACAUCAAUUAUAUUUUGCAUAAAGAAAAUGAAGCCUUUUUUUUUUUUUUUUUUUAUGACAAUUAAGCACAUUUACUUCCUUAAUUCUCAUUACUGUGAUGAUAAAUAUACACUGCCCGGCCAAAAAAAAAAAAAAAAGUUUUUUUUGUUUUGUUUUUUGCGCAGUGGGUAUUACAAUUAAAAUGAAUUAUUAUAUAGUAAUAUACAUAAAAUAAAUGUAAAAAUAAUAUAAUAAUUAUGUAAACUAUUAAACUAAUACAAAUAAAUUAUUUUUCAUGUUAUGUAAUAAUAAUUCGAUUUUUCAUCAGUUCAAGUCAUGAGAAUUGGAGCAGAAAUUGUCUUGGAAAAGAGCUUUUUUUUACAAAAAUAUAUAAUUUAUUUUGAUUUUGGAGUGAAUAUGACCUGUCUCAGAUUUCAUGAGCUUCAUCCUUAAGACCUGGUUCAGAUCAACAGAAAAUAUACAAGAACUAAUUAUGUGUUUUUUAAAUUAAAAACAGCACUUAAACUCUUUAUUGAACAUUGUUUCAGUUGCUGUGAUUGAUUGGCCAGCAUCACGCAGGUUUACUCUUGCGAUUUGCCUGUUUGUGGUCUUUCUCUACUGUGAUUGGCUGGCACUGAGAAGCUGAACUCUGCUGUGAUUGGUUGCGUCAUACAGGAGCACACUUCCCCUUUAAAUUUACUCAAUGGUUGAUACAAAUGUUUCCGAUUCCUGACUUGAUUUUGUUUUCUGAAUCCCCGUCUGUAUGAAUCUAUGAAAAUGAACUCUGCAUAUUGGUGUAUAGUAUGUGUCAGCGGUGUGCCUAAAUGUACUGUCAAUUAUAUUUUCUUAUUUUUCUUUAACAAAGUAAGUCGAUUUGAAUGUCACGGUCAUUUUAAUAGACUGAAAAGGACUCUAAAAGGAGUAGAGUGUUUGCAUUAUGCUUCUAAAACAUUCAUUUUGAGCAGCUUAACUCAGUAUAACACUAAUAAAAUUAACUCCAACUCAC